Thyridium curvatum is the source of this 1734-nucleotide messenger RNA. RefSeq lists its product as uncharacterized. The transcript is spliced from 3 exons. The coding region runs from base 1 to 1734 and encodes 577 amino acids. Gene Ontology annotation, cellular component: fungal-type vacuole lumen. The record is from RefSeq and is a predicted model, not a curated record. Lineage: Eukaryota; Fungi; Ascomycota; Sordariomycetes; Thyridiales; Thyridiaceae. Gene Ontology annotation, molecular function: metallocarboxypeptidase activity.
AUGGGCGACUUAAACGCCGAUAUGGAGAAGAACACACCGCCAUACACCGCCUGGCCAGCCCAGCCGCGCCAGAAGUGGUCGAAGCUCACAACUUGGCUGGCUGGCCUUGCACUCGCCCUCUUCCUGAUCUCGCAGUAUCACGGUCGUCAUGUAUCAUUUUUACCGUGUCGCAACAAAGAUAGGAUUGAUGACUGGUGUCCGUUGCCCGAUGCCAUCACUCCUUCUGGCGAUGGCCUCAGGGACAGCAGUCACUUGAUGGGCACGGAGCGACACAAGCUUCAGGCUGAGCGUCUUGGCACAGCUGUCCAAGUGCCAACAGAGAGCUUCGACGACAAUGGUGAAGUUGACGAGGACCCUAGGUGGAAGACAUUUGACAAGUUCCACCAAGUCUUGGAGGAGUUGUUCCCCCUUGUGCAUUCGAAUCUCGAGAGGCAAAAGGUGAACAAGUACGGACUGCUGUUCAAGUUACAAGGCAGUAAUACUUCCCUGAAGCCCGUCUUAUUCACCGCACACCAGGACGUUGUUCCGGCGGGCUCACACGCAGAAUGGAAGUACCCGCCUUUUGCUGGCCACUACGAUGGGACCUGGGUGUGGGGACGAGGCGCUGCAGACUGCAAGAACGUGCUCAUCGGGCUGCUGUCGGUGAUGGAGGAUCUUCUAUCGCAAUCGUUCAGUCCCAAGCGGACAAUCGUGCUUGCUUUCGGCUUCGACGAGGAAACCGGCGGCGUUCGAGGAGCCACCCGCCUGAACCAGGUUCUCCUCCAGCAAUACGGCAAAGAUUCUUUUGCCUUCUUGAUGGACGAGGGAGGCAACGGAGUGAAGACACUUGGUGACUUCAUGUAUGCCUACCCAGCGGUUGGCGAGAAGGGGUACUAUGACGCCGAGCUCCGGCUCACAGUCAGAGGCGGACACAGCUCCAAGCCGCCUCCGCACACGGGUAUCGGAGUAUUUGCCCAAGCAAUUGUCGCCCUCGAAGACCAGCCUUACACACCGGUACUGCCACAAUGGAGUCCGUUCCGCCGAGCGCUCGAGUGUAACGCAAAAUACUCGCCACACAGUGUUCAACCGUGGCUGAAGGAUGCACUGCUGCAUGACAGCGAGGAAGUGUUGGCCCGCCGGCUUGGAGAGGUUCUGACCGCCGACAGGUGGUUGAUGCAGACCAGUCAGGCCGUCGAUGUCGUGACGGGGGGGGUCAAAGUCAAUGCUCUGCCAGAGACAGUGACGGUCAUGAUCAACCAUCGCGUAGCUCUCCACGAGUCCGUCGACGACGUCAACCGCCACAUCCAGAGCAUCGUCGAGCCCAUCGCACAGAAGAAUGGACUGCAGUUCAGGGAUCUGACCAAGGCAGAUUCAGACCUCGUCAGUGAGAAUAGCACUCUCCUGGCCGGCACCGUCGAGCUCCGAUCAGGGCAGUUAUUGCCCCCUGCGCCGGUCUCCCCCACCGACAACAGAGUUUGGGCAGUCUUCAGCGGCACUCUUCGCUCCGUGUUUGAGACUUCGGAGAGCGGGCUCAACAAGACCGUCGUUCCAGUAGGCAACAUAAUGACGGGGAACACAGACACUACGCACUACUGGGACCUGACGAGAAACAUUUAUCGGUACAGCCCGGCCAGGGAUGGCACACGACUCGACGUACACGCUACGGAUGAGCGGAUGCUCAUGGAGGCCCAUUUGGAGGGCAUGAGAGUUUACUAUGACUUGAUCCGCAACUUCGAUGGCUUGGAGGAUGAAUAA